Capra hircus (goat) is the source of this 4032-nucleotide messenger RNA. RefSeq names its product atypical chemokine receptor 2. Lineage: Eukaryota; Metazoa; Chordata; Mammalia; Artiodactyla; Bovidae. Gene Ontology annotation, molecular function: chemokine receptor activity; chemokine binding; scavenger receptor activity. The record is from RefSeq and is a predicted model, not a curated record. The coding region runs from base 1749 to 2891 and encodes 380 amino acids. The transcript is spliced from 2 exons. Gene Ontology annotation, cellular component: membrane. Gene Ontology annotation, biological process: immune response; G protein-coupled receptor signaling pathway; chemotaxis.
GAGAGGGAAUGUAAUUUCUAUGGCAGUCCAGUGGUUAAGAUGCUGCACCUUCACUGCCAAGGGCAUGGGUUCAGCCCUGGUCAGGGAGCCAAGCAUGGCCCAAAAAAAAACAGGCAUGAAUUUUGGAUUUUAGUUCUGGUGUGCUACUCACUUGCUCUUGGGCCAGUUCCCUAGUCUCUGUCCCUCAGUAUUCAUAGCUAUAAGACGGGACUAAUAAUCAUGUUUAACUUCUAUAAGGUAAAUAUUAGGAUUAAAUAAGUUAAUGUAUGUGAAGCUCCUUGUUCCUGCGCCCAGCACACUGUCAGGCGUCCAUGGUGGUGGCCUGGUGGUGCUCUAAUAGCUGUACCACAUUUAAUCCCACGGAAUCCUUUGCCAUAAGUUUUAUUUUAUGAUGAGAAAAUAGCCUCGUGGAAUUCAAGGGCUCUGAAUAAAGCCCUGACUUUGUCUUGUGGCUGCAGGGCCUGAAGGUUUAAGCCCAAAGGCAUCCCACACUGUGCAGUGGAGAAGAGACCUACCCCACCCCCUGAGCUGGUCUUUCCUGAAUUCUCUCCCUGCGUGCCAUUCCCAUGGCCCUGGACCUUUUCCCUCUUGUCCUUAUGUGGCUCCCAGUUCCUUUUCCUGUUUUUCAUUCACAUACCAUCAGCCCCACAAGCAGCCUUCCAUUCAGGCAUCUUGAGCCAUGGCAGUGUGGUCUCCUAUCACUUUUCCAUCUCUAGUCCCCAGCCUUCACCCCUGUCUUUUAAUGAGCUAGCCCAGACUCUGAGCCUGGGUUCAAAUCCCCACUCCCCUACUUACUGGCUGUGUGGCCUCAGGCGUGUUCCCUCAGUUUACUCACAGGCAAAAUAGAGAUAGCAGUAGUAUCAGAGUGGUAUUGCAAGGCUGAAAUGAAUUAAUACAUGUAAGGUUCUGAGAACAGAGCUUGGCCCACGGUAAGUGCUCUGUAAGUGGUGGGUGCUGUUGUUGUUGCUCUGGUGGCUAUAUCUGAUGUUUUGCCAAACCCAGGAGGAAGAAAAUAGAGAUCCCAGUGCAGUUACCAGUUCCCCAACCCCAGAGCACUUUCCACAGCCUGACACUGCAGUCAGAGUGUGAGUCACUUCACAACACCAGCCUCAGCUUUUCCAGCCACAGCUGAGCCAGGAAGGCAGGCUGGGAAUGCUGGAGUUAUCAUCGAGUUGGGGCGGGGGUCCUAUUGCUAGCUGAGCCAGGAUGAGUCCAGACCUUGGGACUCCACCUCUACCACUGUCCUCUCAAAGCAGUCAGAGACUUCUGAGAGACGGGAGGGGGCAGGGGAGAGGUGUGUGGGGUGGUCACAGGGAGGUCACAGGGAGCUGGAAUUGGCCUUGAACUUGGCUACAAUGGAAAUAGUGGGGGCUGUGGGCUGGUCACGCUCCAUGGUCACUGGCUUCCAAGGUCACUGAGGCAGGGCUUGCCCAGGCUCAGGAAGUAUUAACUCAAGAAAGGAGGCUUUUGGCUCCAUUGUAUGCAGGGCACCAGUGGCAGAGGGAGGAAGCAGGCCAGGAAAAGAGGCAGAGUAGGGAGAGAGAGAGGCCUGACUGUGCUAAUUAAUUCCGUGGUCAUUUGCUGAAUGCCUCUCAGAUGCUAGCCUGUGCCGGGGAGUUCCAACCUCUGGGAAUCCCCAGUCCACAGAGGAGGCAGGUGAUCCUCACAAGGCGACUGUGCAUCUGAGGAGGUGGAUUUGAGGCUGAGGAGCAACCUUCUAGCUCCAGGACUGGGUGCAUCCUCCCGCCAUGGCCGCCACCGCCUCCCCUCUGCUGCCCACCACCAAGGUGGCCAGUUCUGAGAACAGCAGCUCCUUCUAUGACUAUGAGUACUACCUGGAGGACAUGAUUUUCAUGCUGUGUAGGAAGGACGAGGUGCUGUCAUUUGGCAGAGUCUUUCUACCUGUCUUCUACAGCCUGAUCUUUGUGCUGGGCCUGGUUGGAAACCUCCUCCUCCUAGUGGUCUUGCUCUGGUUCGUGCCUCGAAGACGGAUGACCGAGACCUAUCUGCUGAACCUGGCCAUCUCCAACCUCCUGUUUGUGGUGACACUGCCCUUCUGGGGCAUCUCUGUGGCGUGGCAUUGGGUCUUUGGGAGCUUCUUAUGCAAGGUGGUGAGCACCCUCUAUACCGUGAACUUCUACAGCGGCAUCUUCUUCAUCAGCUGCAUGAGCCUGGACAAGUACCUGGAGAUUGUCUGCGCUCGGCCCUACCACCGACUGAGGACCCGAGCCAAGAGCCUACUGCUGGCAGCCACUGUGUGGGCUGUGGCCCUGGCUGUCUCCAUUCCUGACAUGGUCUUUGUGAGGACGCAUGAAAACUCCCCAGGCGUGUGGGAGUGCUAUGCGGAUUUUGGGGGACAUGGGACCACCUGGAAGCUCUUCCUCCGCUUCCAGCAGAACCUCCUGGGGUUCCUCCUCCCCCUCCUCGCCAUGAUCUUCUUCUACUCCCGCAUUGGCUCUGUGCUGGUGAGGCUGAGGCCCCCGGGCCAGAGCCGGGCCCUGAGGAUGGCCGUAGCUCUGGUGAUGGCCUUCUUUGUGCUGUGGUUCCCGUACAACCUCACCUUGUUUCUGCACUCGCUGCUGGACCUGCAAGUCUUUGGGGACUGCAGGGUCAGCCAGCACCUGGACUAUGCGCUGCAGGUGACGGAGAGCAUCGCCUUCCUGCACUGCUGCUUCACCCCCGUCCUCUACGCCUUCUCCAGCCACCGCUUCCGCCAGUACCUCAAGGCUUUCCUGGCCGCUGUGCUCAGAAGGCAACAGACCCUGCCGUCCAGCUAUUCUGAGAGUAGCGGGCUCACUGCCCAGGAAGAUAUAAUGGGCAUGAGUGACCUCGGGGACAGGCAGGCUGAGAGCUUCCCCAACAAGGGGGACAAAGGGAAAAACUCAGCCUGAGCAGUCACACCACAGUCCAUGAGAGCAGAUGGGACCCAGCCCCUCGGUGCAUCCACCGAAGUCUUCCCUUCAGAGGCCUCAGUGACCAUGUUGCUGAUCCCACUGGUCCGUUCUCAGUCCUCAGCCAUCAGCAGCAUUCACUCUCUCUGGCCCUCACCCUCCUCUUCCUUCAUUGCCCUCCCAGAGUCCGUACUCGCUUGCCUGAAUGGCUGCCUUAGUUUAACAGCUGACCUCUGUGCUGCCCAUCCUUGGGCUCGCGUGUCAUCUGAUCUGCACCCAGCAGCCCCUGACCACAGCACCCUCAGCAUCACUCCCAUGCCCUGCAGAGUAGCCAGAUGUCUCCCACCCACCAGGCUUCCUCUUUCCCCGAAGCUCAGCUGGGAAAAUAUUAUCGUAAUUUUGUUUAAUACUGCAGCGCUCAUGCUGGCUCCAGCGGCUGGCAGUCAGGAGGGGCUGGAGGGGCUCCACCCAUGAGAGUCCACAGGUGGGAGGCAGAGUAAACACAUGUUUCUGGUGGUCCACGAGCUUCUCCCUCCUGCCUCCCGUGCCCUCACUCAGGAGCCUCCAGGGGUCCCUCAGAGCCUAUACCAUCAAAUCCAGCACCUUUGUCCAGUCUUAAGGCUGGACUUUUCACAAUCAGAAUCCCCACACCGUUUCACCCCUACACUCCUUCUCCUGGCUUUUCAUUUCUUGGGUGCCACACCUGUUGCUGUUUCCUUCACAUUCCCAUCUCUGCUCUUGUGCUGGUUGGCUCCCUCAUGGAACAGGGGUCAUUUUCCAGCCAAGUAUCCCCUCACCCUUGUUAUGUAACUGAGUCCUACCUGCUCUGGGAAACCACUCCAGAGUCACUCUGCCCUGUGCUUUGGGUGGUGUUUGGGUGGGGCACGGGUCUUAGGCCAGCUUUGGCCUUACGUUUCCCUGGCACAGUGAUUCAUUUAGGGAUGGGCCCAGACACAGGCAGAGCUUGUGAAAUGCAACUCGUCUAGAACAUGCUAGAACAGAGGCAUGAAACUGAAGCCAGGGGGAUGUGAGGUCUAGGGCUGCUUCUCCAUCAGCUUGGACUUCAGAAGGGGAGGUGACAGCAGUGAGUAAGCAGAUCCUGGGGUCAACGCCAAAGCCCCAGAAUCAAGGCCUGGCAGAA